Molecule: messenger RNA, 800 nt
Organism: Aspergillus ruber CBS 135680
Lineage: Eukaryota; Fungi; Ascomycota; Eurotiomycetes; Eurotiales; Aspergillaceae
Exons: 1
Coding region: 12-671 (219 amino acids)
Source: RefSeq, a predicted model, not a curated record
CCUUAUUCACCAUGUGUCCACCACUUGCAGCCAUUUCUGAUCAAUCAACUGGUUCCAACAAAUAUCCAGAAUGCCUACCGUCGGAUACUCUCUCCCGGGGCGCCUACAACCUCGCGCUAUCGUGUCUACCCCCCGCCAUUCUCAACCACAGUGUCCGUGUCUUUCGAAUUGCAGAAUGGUUUGCUAAAGCAUCUCAGUCACAUUGGGCUCACGAAAAACGGAGUUUUCUCUUCGUAGCCUGCAUUUUCCAUGACAUCGGCUGCGCCACCCAAUUCGAUGGUCCUCAGCGGUUCGAAGUCGAAGGCGCUGAUGCAGCCGCAGACUAUCUUCGCGAACACAAAGUCGCCGAGUUAGAUGUACACGAGAUCUGGCAGGCAAUUGCCCUGCAUACUAGCCCAGGUAUUGCGGAGCGUAUUAGUGUUCUUGCCCGUCUUGUCCGUCAGGCAGUUCUUAUCGACUUUGGUACUCAGUUGGAUCAGGAAAGCCAGGAUUUUCGAAAUGCUGCUGAAGAGUUAUUUCCACGACUUGGUAUUGAAAAGAUUCUAGGGGAUGUUGUCGUUGACCAGGCACUGAAGCAGCCUCAGAAAGCACCACCAGCUUCAUGGCCUGGUGUCUUGUUACGGGCAAAAAGGGACUGGCCCGAAUGGGAAGGUGUCAAUAAAGGGUUUUGACUGUCUCGCUCUCUUUCACUCCCGACAGUUCUUCGGCAUACCAUGACAUUGCAAGGAACUGUGGGAACACAUAGAAAAUAUCAUAGAAUAUACGAUUGUAGUUUUUCAAUGAAUAAGAACGCUUUUGCU